Columba livia (rock pigeon) is the source of this 5575-nucleotide messenger RNA. RefSeq names its product crystallin beta B1 (gene CRYBB1). The record is from RefSeq and is a predicted model, not a curated record. The transcript has 6 exons. Gene Ontology annotation, molecular function: structural constituent of eye lens. NCBI's taxonomy places the organism in Eukaryota, Metazoa, Chordata, Aves, Columbiformes, Columbidae. Gene Ontology annotation, biological process: lens development in camera-type eye; visual perception. The coding region runs from base 4720 to 5436 and encodes 238 amino acids.
ACUCUCCAGGAGGUACUGGAAGCCCCGGUACCCCGGGUACUGUGAGCAGACCCACCUGUGACAGAGCAGAAAGCAGCAGUGGUGGCUCAGGGCUGGCAGCACCAUGAAGCACCCUGGCAGUGGGCAGGGUGCUGGCAGCUGCCAGAGCAUCCUCAGCAGUGGUGCGUGCCCCCGGUGCUGGGUGCCAGCAGGGUGCAAGCCCUUGGAGUACUCACGCGCCAGAGAGGAUGAGGAAGGAGCCCACGGCGCUGCUGCCCCAGCCCAGGGCUGGCAGUGAGGGGCAGUCAUCAGUCAGCUCCCCCCGCCUGCCCUGGAAGUUCUCCUGCUCAAAGAGCAUCAGCCUGCUGCGCCCAUGGUCCUGCCGCCAAGACGGGCAUGGUGUCAGCAUGGCUGUCCUGCCUGGUCCACCAGCUGGCGGUGGGCUCCAGGGACCAGCCCAGUGGUGGGUUCUGGGGGCCAGCCCCCCAGCAGGGAGCCAGGGGGUCACUCACGGCACAGGUGAUGGGGCGGAAGGAGCACAUUCUCUCCACGUGGUAGGCGUUGCUGCCACUCCAUGCUUCCCAGCACGGGUACUCACCACGCUCCAGCACAAACUGCUGCCCCUGGAAGCCACAGUGCUCGAAGCCUGCCCACCUGCCAGGGGCGAGAGGGGUGAGACCCCACAGCACCCACCACCCUGCUUAAACCCCAGGCUGUACCCUCUGCACCAUGCAAGGAUGGGGCCAUUCUCCAGGGGAAACAGCCCUGUGAUUCAGGUGGCAAAAGGCACUGGAGAGCACCAUCCUCCAACCCCCCUCCAUCUGUGGGGUGCCGAAGCACGGUGGUGUGUCAGUGCCCCAUGACCCCCACUCACGCCCCACUCUCGAUCUUGCAGGAGCGGACGGUGCUGAAGCCGUGCUCCGCGGUGCUGUAGCAGUCAGUGGUGAACUCGUGCUUCUUGCCCUGGAAGAAAGGCUCAUCCCACACCACGAUCUGGGGAGGAUGGAGGGAGUCAGGGGGUUCUGUGGGUGCAGAGGCCCCGAGCAGAUGUUCACAGGGUUCAGGCUGUGUCACCGGUCCUCCCCUGGCUCCCGUACCUUCCAGAGACCAGAAGACCUCCUGCAGCGGUGGGUCAUGGUAGCUCUGCCAGGGCACAUGGGACGGUUAAAAACUGCCCCAGGGCUGGUGCAUCGCUGGCCUUCAUGAGCCUGGCCCGACCCAUGAGCCCUGCGCUGGGGACUUGGCCCUUCCCUGGGACCCCCACGUCCUGGGAUGGGGCUUCAGGCCACGUGUUGUGUGGGCAGUGCAGGCAGGUGGAGGCAGGAGCCCGCAGCCGCCUGCUCUGCUCUGCGGGACUUGCUCCAGCCUCUGUCUGGACAAAACCGCCCUCUGGAGCCUGUGCACGUUCCUUGGCUGGCAGUGUGGGAGGCAGUGAUGGGGCAGACAGACCAGGUGCAGAGCACGGGCCAGGGCUCUGCCAGCCCAGCCGGAGCUGCUGUACGGGCAGGUGUCUGGCAGGGCAGCCACGGACCUGGCAGCCAUCCUGGCAGCACAGCCCAGCCCAGCAGCAGGGUGAGCACGCUGCCUGCCCAUGCACGGGGCUGCCUGUGCCCAGGGACACUCCUCCUCCUGCAGGCAGUCCCGUGCUGGUCCCCAGGCAUGCUCACUGCAUGCAGGCAGGGCCAGCGCUGAGCCAGGAGUGCUGCAGAGGUGGCCACAUGCCCACGCUGAGCAGCAGCACCCUGUCCUGCAGCCCCCAGCCAUGCCAUGCCAGCAGCCUCAGAUCCUCCUCCACACGUCGCCGUGGCAGCUCUGCCCCUAGGAUCCAGCCGUGCGGGGCAGGAGCAGCUGCCAUGAGGCUCCUGUGCUUACCUGGGGUGAGGUGCUGUGUGCCUGCGGAGGUGACAUGUCCGGCAGCCCUCCAGCUGGGUUUUUAUAGCCUCCAGAUAGAGACAGAGCCCAGGAGAGCAUUACUGAAACCCCUAACUCAGCACAUGGCAGGGAGGAGGGACCGGGCAGAACAAAGGCGACACUGCAGAGAAGCUGAUGAGCUGGGAUGAUGCUCCCGCUCCCCCAGCCCACCGAGCACGGGCUCUGACCCCAAGCCCCACAGCUGGGGUAUCGCCCCCAGGGUCUGAUCAGUGCUCCUGUCACCCAUCCAGCCCCCACGUGCAGCUGGCCUGGCACUGUGUCCCCAGCGCCUGCAGGCAGCACUGCCUGCCCUGCGCCUCGCUUGGGGCCACGGGGAGGUUUUCUCACCUGCUUUUCUAGGAAGUAGGAGUAAAGAUGCACCAGGGAGCUUGCUCUCCCUGCUAGGGCAGAGGAGCUCUCUCUGAAAGCCAGGGCAGCUCUUCUGCAGGUUGAGCACACAACCAUGGAGCAUCAGAACAAGCAGGGACCAGAGGCACGGGAAAGCAAGGGGUCCACAAAGGCAUUAAAGGGACCGAAGAUGCAGAUCAAGACUUCAGGAGUGCGGCAGCAGUCUCCUGACCCUGUGCACAGGGACCUGGAAAGAGCCUUCUGCAUCCACAUUUUGGCUACCUAAUACCUUCAAGCUCUGCUUACGAAGACCCCUCUACAAAUUGUCCUGGGGUUGUGCUGGGAGCACAGAGGGCACAGAGUGCCAAGCACGUGGCAGAGACACCUGCACAACCUGCCCCUUGGAGCGGGGAGCAGUGGAGCAGCAGCCAAAGGAGGCUGUUGGGCUGGGGGAACAACUGUGUUCCCAGGUAGUGCUGUGUUUUGGGACAGCAUUUGCUGGGAAACCACUGGUUGCUGAGCUGGAGCAUCCUCCUCCCUCCAGCCACAGCCCCAGCAGCGGUGGGCACCACCAGGGCUGAGCUGGGUCAACUCUGGCCGUCCGCACUGGGGGCAGGUUGGCACCUCUUUGCUGUGUUUCAGCUGUGUGCCCCAUGUGUCCCUCCAUGCUGGGGUGGGAUGGUGCAACCAGCGGCAGGGCUGCUCAAUGGGGAGGACAGACAUUUUGUGUCCCGGGGCACAGGAGUGGCUGAGGACAGAUCCCUGCUGUCAGCCUCUCUGCCAGGCUGCUGGGUAACUGCUCAGAGUAAUGGCCAAAGCAACGCAGAGCAGCUGUCAGGAGCAGAGUCCAUCCAAGCACAGUUUUCCAAGGACCAAGCCCAAAGGAGCUGUGAGAGAAAGCAGAGACAGGAGCAGGGUAGCAGGAGCUGGGCGAGACCUGCUGAUCAAUGCCAUGGGCAAGGCAGAGAGGUCAAAAACCCACCCUGCCUCCAAGAGGAAGAGAAUGCAGCUUAAAAUAGAAAUCUGUCUAACAAACUUGAAAAUGAGUGCAAACUGAAAGCCAUGAACCACAAAAAGCUGACCAGUACCAGAGUGCCCAGGGAACGGGCAGCAGCCCACACAACUGGCCAAGCCCACAGGCACAGUACUGCCACUGUAAAACUGGAGGAAAAGGAGGAGGGAUCAAUAAGUGCUUUUUGUUCAGGCUUUCAGCCAAUAGCCCAGAGGGUGCAGCUGGAUCCCACUGCUGCUGGUUAACACUUCACACCUGAGGGGAAUGGAAGAUGAUGGCAAAACGAGUUUUCUGAGCGCACAGCCUUGGGCGAUUUGCUGCUGCCAGUAACAAGGAGCCAGCCCAGGACUGCUGGUGCUGGAUGCUGCGGGAGGCUGGGGGACUGGAAAGGGCUGGAAGGAAGCAAGUGUGUGGGUAUUCACACGAUGGGCAGGAUCAUAGAAGGCACAUAGGGAGAGCAGCUGAUCAGAGGCUUGGAGGGAGUCAGGGGAAUGUCCCCCAGUGCCUCCUAGUGUGCAGAGUGGCCGUGGGGUGCAGGAGAUGCAGCACCCCCAGCUGAGCCAUUGUGGGGGCCGAUACCCAGUGUGUCCCCACCAGCCACCCCAUGCCCCCCCUGCCUGCUGUCAGCGAGGGACAGCACUGGUGGACUGAAACCUCAUGUGGGAUUUAGCGAUGGAGAAGGUAGGGAUGGUGUAGAAUGAGCAUAUCACAGGUUAAAAAGGCUAAAACUAAGCUAAUGGCCAUAACAGUGCAUGCAGUGAGCAGGGACAUCCACAGAGAACAGCAUUUUCGGGAACUGAGAUAUUUUGGAAAGUGUCAGCUUUGAUGACACAUCAUUUGGAAACAAAACCCCAACCCCCGAAGCAUUUCAAAACACUUAAGUCUUGCACCCUGGCAUCUUUAGGGCAGCGUGCUCAGGUGUUUGCACCUAUGGAGCAAUGUUUAAAGUGAGAGAUUUAGUGUUUAGAUGGGAGAAAUGAGCACAGGGCAGCACUGGGGCCAGGCAGGAUGCAGCCAUGGGGCUGGUGCAGCCUCAGCGUUGCAGUGGGGCUGGCGCUGCUGCUGGUGCGGAUGCCGGGGGGUGGGCAGGGCAGGGCAGUGUGUCGGCACCAGUCAUGCAAGGGCUAUAUAUGCCCUGUCGGGAUGGCCGCACGUGGGGCCACGGGUGCCGCUGCACGCUGCAAAGUGGCACGGUCAGGUCUUCUGUUGUGCCGCGGGCACAAAGGAAAGUGCUGGGUUCAGCGGCUGGGCAUGGGGCCGGGGAGAGGCUUCCAGCUCGCCCAGCGCUUUGCAGGAUGUGAUGACUGGGCGGCCACGCAGACACUGAUGAGCUGGCAGUUCCUUUGUGCGCCGGCCUGGGGGUCUGCCCUUGCCAGGCUAUAAAGUGGGGGCCUCACUGCACCCCGAAACACAAGCCCGCUCACUCCAACAAGAAGCAGCAGCUGCCCAGACGUGAGCCCAACACCGCGAUGUCUGAGACCACAAAACCCGCUGCUCCCGGCCAGGCUGCGGAGGAGAAGGAGAAGGCGGCCCCACCGGCAGCCCCAUCCCUCGACCCUGCUCCCAUCGCAAACAGCAAGGGCGAGGAACCCUAUGCAGAGGCCUUCAGGAUCAUUGUCUUCGAGCAGGAGAACUUCCAGGGCAGGCAGAUGGAGUUCACCACCGAGUGCCCGAACCUGGCAGACCGCGGCUUCGACCGGGUGCGCAGUGUCAUUGUCACCUCUGGACCCUGGGUGGCCUAUGAGCAGGCUAACAUGCGUGGGGAGAUGUUCAUCCUGGACAAAGGCGAGUACCCUCGCUGGGACACCUGGUCCAGCAGCUACCGGAGCGACUGCUUCAUGUCCAUGCGUCCCAUCAAAAUGGAGGCUGAGGACCACAAGAUCUCCCUGUAUGAGUCUGCUGACUUCAAGGGCAACAAGAUGGAAAUCCAGGAGGAUGACGUGCCCAGCCUCUGGGCUUACGGCUUCUGCGACCGUGUGGGCAGCGUGCAGGUGCCCAGUGGAACCUGGGUCGGGUAUCAGUACCCUGGCUACAGAGGCUACCAGUACCUCUUUGAGACCGGAGACUUCCGACACUGGAACGAGUGGUCUGCCUUCCAGCCCCAGAUCCAGUCCAUCCGCCGCAUCCGGGACAUGCAGUGGGACCAGAAGGGCACCUUUGUCACCCCCGACGCGCCCUCCGACUGAGCGUGCCACCUGCUAGCACCGAGUCCCGGCCCCGUGGGGCACCCCCGCCUCCCCUGCUCAGCACUUUCCUUGUACAUUGCACAUUCCCUGGAUGUACUCUACCUUGUGAGGCGAAUUAAAAAGAAAUCAGAAGGCUAGA